Drosophila bipectinata is the source of this 1780-nucleotide messenger RNA. RefSeq names its product tetratricopeptide repeat protein 17. The record is from RefSeq and is a predicted model, not a curated record. Gene Ontology annotation, biological process: actin filament polymerization. Lineage: Eukaryota; Metazoa; Arthropoda; Insecta; Diptera; Drosophilidae. Gene Ontology annotation, molecular function: protein binding. Gene Ontology annotation, cellular component: cytoplasm; actin cytoskeleton.
CAGCUGGGACCCGAGUGGGACCAUUGCCGGAAAAUCGUUUGUAUUUACCAGAGACUCCCAUAAACCCACUAUCCGCUCAAUCUUGUCAAGAUGCGCCUCUGCCCUGUGGUCGUCCUGCUGGGCUGCCUCCAGGUGCUCCUGGCCUGCAACCAUUGGGUGCUGCGCGAGGAGCAGAUCGUCCCCAAGCUGGACUCACCGUUUCACAUGCGAGAGCCGCAGAAUCUGGCGGCAUUUAUGGAACAGAUCCGGUACAGCGAGUACGUGGAGCGCUCCUACCUGGACCUGCUGCGCAAGCGGGAGCAGAUUGUCGAGCACUUGCGCUUCUCCAUGCGCUUCGGCGAGGACCUGGCCGAGCAGGCCAAGUGCGCCAUGGACUACUACAUGCUGGAGAAGAGGAUGUCCUACCUGAAGAUCACUCCCGAGCAGCUGAAGAGGAUCAACCUGCCAGAGCAGAGGGAGCUGCACCACCAACAAGGCGGCUCGGGCGGCAUGGAGCCGGUGUGCAGCGACUACCACAAGCUGUCGGUGGGUCCCGCCACCUACGAUCACCUAGACAGCUUCCGACCGGAGAUCCUGGCCACGGCGUAUGUGGAGCAGGAGCAUGACCCGAAUGUGGGAACGGCAACAGUGGAACUGACGCGCCGAUUUGCGGUGGACGGCUUGAGGCAUCAUCCCUCGUCCUGGAAAUUCCACACCCUGAGCUCCUACUACUGGCGGAUGAAGGGAAACGCCAAGGAAGCCCUGCCCUGUGCACGACUGGCCGUCCAGCUGGCACCGCCCAUCUUCAAGGACAUUCCGCUGCUCAGCCUAGGCACCAUACUCUUCCGGAUGGGCCGCCUGGCCGAUGCGGACACCAUACUGACCGCCGCCGUGGAGCACGCCCCCCAGGUGGCCGAGAACCAUGUGGUGCUGGCCUCCGCGUUGGCCAUGAAGCACGACUUCAAUCGCUCACUGCAGCACUUCGACGAGGCGGAGCGCCUGGAUCCCAGCACCUUGCCGCGCACCCAGCAGGUGCGGAACUUCAUCACCUGCCUGGAGAACCUCACCAAGAAGACCUCCAAGAUGUACAGCUACGUGAAGUACAUGAAGAACGAGGUGAAGGAGUUCAAGAAGCUGAAGCAGCACAUCUCCCAAUCACACGAGCGCCUAAUCCAGCAACAGCUGCCAUUAGGGGCGCGCCGCUUGCUGGGAUUGGAUCCGCAGUCGGGCAACGAUGACCUCCACCGGCGGGGUCAGUACUGCAGCACUCGGACGCCCAACGGUUCGGACGAGCCGGUGCUCUUCUGUGACUUCUACUCGGACAUGCAGAUGCGGCUGGAGAGCAAGGACGUCGACAUCGAUGUACUGGAGCGGGAUCUGAAGGCCAAUACGGACGCAGUCAUCCGCCAGGUGUCCACCGAGAUUCGUAAGCAAUUCAAUCUGGAGCAACUGAAGGCCGCCAAGGCCCAGAUGCCGGCCAAGGCUACCAAGGCGACGUAGUGGGUCACCGAAUCACCGAAUCUAGUCUGCAAUAUACAUAUAUCUCCGGCUGGACAGGCACAUUCCCAAACCAAAUCGGGUUACCAACUAAUUAGCUUUUACUUUUAAUAUGUUUAGUGUUUUUUUUUUGUCAGUGUAUGUUGAGAGUGUGUGUGUGUGGGUGUGUAUAUAAGCGAUAAGUAUAUGGAACCGCAAUACUGGAUAAGUCUUCAGGUAUAGAUUAAUCCAACUAGUCGUCAUAAGAAAGGAUGUUUCACAUAUUUUAUGUUGUUCCAAGGAUCUUAGUGUUUAGUUUAUAAAA